Molecule: messenger RNA, 1659 nt
Organism: Anolis sagrei ordinatus
Lineage: Eukaryota; Metazoa; Chordata; Lepidosauria; Squamata; Anolidae
Gene: HGD
Product: homogentisate 1,2-dioxygenase
Biological process (GO): L-phenylalanine catabolic process
Cellular component (GO): cytoplasm
Molecular function (GO): homogentisate 1,2-dioxygenase activity
Source: RefSeq, a predicted model, not a curated record
CCUGACUCCCUCUUGAGCAAACAGAUAGCAAGGUCUCUUGGACUUUCUCACUUGCUGGACAAAGAGUUUGUGAUCCCACUGGCUUCUUUGUCUCCAGAAUAAUCUCUGAAGACCACUGGUUUUAUACUGGGCAAAAGAUCUCCCUUUGGUUUUGCGGCUGCCCCAGGAACAUGGAAAAAGGAGCAGAUCUGAAGUAUAUGUCAGGAUUUGGUAAUGAGCAUAGCUCUGAAGACCCCCGCUGUCCUGGAGCCUUGCCAGAAGGACAGAAUAACCCUCAGGUAUGUCCUUAUGGGCUGUAUGCUGAACAGAUUUCGGGCUCAGCAUUCACUUGCCCACGAUCUACCAACAGAAGAAGCUGGAUGUACAGAAUUCUGCCAUCUGUUUGCCAUAAGCCUUUUCAACCUAUGGAUCAAGGUCAUCUGACACAUAACUGGGAUGAAGGAGAACCUGAGCCUAAUCAGCUGAGGUGGAAACCUUUUGAGAUCCCAGUAACAACCCAGAGAAAAGUGGACUUUGUAACUGGAUUGCACACUUUGUGUGGUGCCGGUGAGCCCAGGUCUCGGAAUGGACUUGCAAUCCAUGUCUUUACCUGUAAUACCUCCAUGUCGAACAGCUGUUUUUACAAUUCUGAUGGAGACUUUUUGAUUGUGCCACAGCAAGGAGAAUUGUUUAUCACUACAGAGUUUGGAAGGUUGUUGGUGGAGCCCAAUGAAAUCUGUGUCAUUCAGCAAGGGAUGCGUUUUAGUGUAGAAGUAUCUGGAGAGACACGGGGCUACGUCUUGGAAGUAUAUGGUGUACAUUUUGAGCUGCCUGACUUGGGACCUAUUGGAGCCAAUGGCUUGGCUAACCCACGCGAUUUCCUUGUGCCAGUGGCCUGGUAUGAAGAUUGCCAAGUAGCUGGAGGUUAUACCAUUGUCAACAAGUACCUGGGGAAACUCUUUGCAGCACAGCAGAGCUGCUCUCCAUUCAAUGUUGUAGCCUGGCAUGGAAACUACACACCAUACAAGUACAACCUCAGCAAUUUUAUGGUUAUAAAUUCUGUGGCUUUUGACCAUGCGGAUCCCUCUAUUUUCACUGUCUUGACUGCAAAGUCAACUCGUCCUGGAGUGGCAGUUGCUGAUUUUGUUAUAUUUCCACCUCGCUGGGGAGUGGCCACCAAUACUUUCCGUCCACCUUAUUACCACAGAAACUGCAUGAGUGAGUUUAUGGGCUUAAUCAAAGGAACAUAUGAGGCGAAGGAACAAGGAUUUCUACCUGGAGGGGGCACUCUGCAUAGUAUGAUGACACCCCAUGGGCCAGAUGCUGUCUGUUUUGAGAAAGCAAGUACAAGCAAGCUACAGCCCGAGAGAGUUGCAGAGGGAACUAUGGCCUUCAUGUUUGAGACUUCUUUUAACUUGGCUGUCACCAACUGGGCUUUGAAAAACAGCCUGGACAAGAACUACUACAAGUGCUGGGAAUCCCUGAAGAGCCAUUUUAAUGCAAAACAGAAGUGAAGAGUCUAGUUAUGUGUAUGCUCAGAUUUUUGCUCCCAGUCCAACUAAGAAUAUCAAGGGAGCUGACCUUGAUCAGUAUUACAUGCAAAUACUUAUGAGCAGCUGAAAGGAUGAGUGACUAGUAACUGACUGAAUAAAGAAAACCACGUCUUACUUACCCAAAGAA